AUGUUUUUCGAGCGUAUAUUGUUGUCUGUGUUCUGCCUUGGAAUAGAAGCUUUUCCCUUGGCUUUGUCUGAGGAGGUGGAGAUCAGGGAUGUAGCUGCAGAUAAGGGUACAAACGUGACGGUGCCCUGUGGCAGUCUAGACGCAGUACCACUGCCAAACGUGCAGUGGGUGCACAGGGGCAAUCGGACACACCAUGAAGUUUUGAACGACGGUAGUUUACUACUUAAAAAUAUAGGCGUAGAUGACGCAGGAUUGUACGAGUGCUCAGUGGAGAACGAGACAGCCUACGUCGAUAGAGUCAACCUCACAGUGCGGACGGAGCCGCCACCACUAGUGAACGUGACAGUCCACGCGUCCACUAUCCUGGCGCUGAUACUCUGGAAUGUAGCUGGUGAUGGUGGCCACCCUAUCAUAGACUUCACCGCACAAUACCGAUCGGCAGCACCUGUUAAUGGGACUCUAGAGCCCUGGAGGCCUAUCAGCCCUAACCACAUCAGUCCGAAUUCGCGCCAAGUAGACGUGUAUCACUUAGAUACCAACGCGUCUUAUUGGUUCAGAGUAUGGGCAACUAAUGCUUUGGGCCCCGGUCCACCGGUGGAGGUGCUGGCCACCACACUCUACAGCGACCAGGAGGCUGAGCUAUACAAACACUUCUUCUCUGGCGCGGAGCAGUUCGACACACGGACAUGGGUGGCGGCGGUGUGCGUGGUGAUGGGCACGCUAGUGGUGCUGGCGGCCGGCACGUGCGCCGUGCUCUGCCGCGAGUGGCGCCGACACGACUACGUCGAAGAUCAAGACGUAAUGGAACUAGUGCCUAACAUAAUCCUGAACCCUGGUUUCAUGGAGAUGGACCCCAUCAGGCCGCGGGAGCCCCUUGCCUCCUCCAUCAUCAAGUCGACGGAGUGUCCUGGCCCCGGGAAACCGAGGCGUGUUUGA
Spodoptera littoralis (African cotton leafworm) is the source of this 936-nucleotide messenger RNA. Lineage: Eukaryota; Metazoa; Arthropoda; Insecta; Lepidoptera; Noctuidae. The record is from the annotation of a GenBank genome assembly.